UUGAUAAGGGUGGUCUUGGACGCAUUCAUCAAAGUGCCAGACAAAUUGUCACAGGUGUUAGGGGACGUGCUGGAGCUAGCAUGCGGUGGUGGUGGUUCUGGCCGAGGAGGCGGAGGUGGCGAGAAAAAAGGAAACAGCACAGUCAAUAAAAUAGGAGUUGUCACGGGUGUAGCGAUAAUCAGGAGUCGUUGGGCCAAACGAGGCUUGCGGUCCCCUCCCUCAUCAGUAGCCGACACCGAUAGUGCCGACAGUACUACCUCGACGAAAAUCUCAGAGGACUUUAAUCUCUCUAAAGAACAACAUGCUGUGCAGCCUUCUACCGCAGAACCAGGUCUCGGAAUGAUUCAUGAAAGUCGUGGCUACCCAAAUGAAGAUUGCGGACGAGUUCUGUCAUGGAAUCCAUCCAUUACAUCUCAAUAUCUUCCAGACACUACCGUCCGAAUUUCUCCUCGACGUGGUUUGGCUCCUCAAAUCCGAUCCUACGCACCUGAUGAUCGUCAUUAUCAUCAUGAUUCUCUGCAUGCUGCUUCUUCAUAUCCGCCAAAUAGAAGCUCAAGAUCGCCUUCUCCAGCCAGAGCUGCAUCCUUGGAUGCUCGUUGCAGAAUUCCUGAAAGUUACACAGAAAGUAUUCACAGCGGGGCUACGUCGGCGUCCCAAGCCUCAUUAUCAUCCGCAGCAAUAGGAACAGCAUCAGCCUAUGGUUCAGAGCGAAGACGAUGCUUAUCACCCCUUCUCAUUCCACCACCGAGACCGACAAUCAGUGAUCGAGCUUUGGGACCUCCAGCUUCACCUUUGGGUUCCCUACAGCCUGAUCUUUACCUACGUAGAGACGGUCCUGUUUUUCUUGAUGCACGGAGAUCGGGCAAAAGCUUAGGUCGACUGCACUUGCGCUUGAAGUACGAUUUUGAUAAAUCUGAUUUACACGUACACCUGAUAGAGGCACACGAUCUAGCUGGAUGCGAUCAAGGUGGUUUCAACGAUCCAUACGUCAAACUCACACUCAGUCCAGAGGUUGAUUCUCGAAAGCGAGAAACACCAAUUCAUCGUAACGAUCCAAACCCAUUUUUUGAUCAGCAUUUCAAAUUUCCCGUCAGCCAUGAAGAACUCCAGGACAAGACUUUAGCUUUGCAGGUGUUCGACUACGACCGUUUUUCAAGGAAUGACGUCGUUGGAUCCGUGAAAGUAGCCAUGGAUCAACUCGAGUUAGUUUCAUCAUUAUCAUCUGUAGAGGUCUGGGGUGAAAUUGCAGGUGAAAAGAAACCACCUGAAGAAAUUCAGGAACUGCUCCUCUCGCUUUCCUACUUACCUAGUGCAGAGAGACUAACUGUGGUCAUAGUCAAGGCUAGAAAUCUUUUUCCUGUACAGGGUAAAGAAUCGCUCGAUCCAUUCGUGAAAGUCAGUCUUCUCUCUGGAGAUAAGAGAGUUAAGAAGAAGAAAACUGCUGUCAGAAAAUCAACAAUGACUCCCAUCUGGAAUGAGGCAUUAUCUUUUAAUGUUCCUGCAGGAUCACUGGUUUCUUCAGCUAUCGAAGUAUGCGUGCUCGACUCUAGCAGCGAAUUGAUCGGUAGCAAUGCAAUCGUCGGAUCCUGCAUUGUUGGACCCGGAGCAACAGGAUCUAUACUAAUUCCGGAAAGUGGAAAUAGGAGUCAAGAACAUUGGCAGCAUAUGACGCAUUCGCCUAGAAACGGUGUAGCUAUGUGGCACACCUUACGUUAGAAAAUGGUUAAAUUUUUAAUAUUUUACAUAAAUCUAAAUGUAUAUUCUUUAUCGAACUGAUGCGACGUCAGUUGCAUCAUUUGUUCAAAUUAAAACAAUUUAAAUUGUAUCCCUAUCCCAGGUGAAAAAGAUCUAUAGAAUUUGAGUAAAAUGAUUGUACACAAUUUAUACAUGAAAUCGACAUCAAUUCUAGUCUAUUUUCUAUGUAGAAUUUCUAUGUGAUUUUGACAAAAUUGCGAAAGUAGUAUCAAAAACACGAAGAAGGAACUCGGUACAAUGCCUAUCAUUAAUUGAACCACUCGUUAAAUUCCUCAGGUCGAUGUGGGAAAUUUACUCAACACCAAAGUGACAUUCAAAAGACUUCUACAGGGAAGUUUGAUUUGGAAGGCCACGCGAUUUCUAAGCAACCUAAGUAGAAAUUUCGCCAACUUGUCCGAGCUCUAAAACGUGGCCCUGGUAACUUCCGGCCGUUGCACCAGGUCAACAACGACAAAACAUUCGAGAAAUUGUGGAUAAUUCGUAUACUAAGAGUAAUAUGUGACCAGUUUUUUCGCGCUAGGACGACCUUAGUACAAAAAAAUCUCGCAGAAGGUCUUUACAGUGAAAUUCUACAGAAAGUCUUCUAGAAUUUUAUAACCAAUAUCACCAAAAUUGACAUAAAAUUCAGUCUUGAUCAUUGUCUUGCAUCAGGUUUUGCACCAGAUGUUUAAAAUAAAUAAAUAAAGAUUACAAACACAUUUUGACAAUAAACUUUAAUGUAAUUUAAAGUUUAAAAUAGAUUAUUUGAAUUAUUAAUAAUUCCGAUUAAAAGAAGAUUUUUUUAAACGGUUCAAAAUAUUUAAUCUCACGACUUUCACACUCCUUAAAAAUCAACUAGUGGAAGCUAAAUCAAUUAAUAAUUUUUUAAUAUAUUUUCAUAUGUCAAAAUCAGAUCUGGCAACAUCAAAAAAUUUCAAAUACUAGAAUACUUCCUGUUAUGAAGCAUCCAAUGCACAGGGUCCCUUCAGGAUACAAUCUAAGUCCAUUUUUGUGAUCCUUCUCAUUCAUUAAUAUUAGGAGACUUCCUGUAUAAAAUUUCAUUGUAAAUACCUAGUGCGACACUUCGUGUACUAAAGAAAUAUUAUGUACUCGAAGAUUAUGUCGUUGAUCUGAUUAUGUUGUUAAUGUGGUUAUGUUGUUAUGUUGUUGAUCUGGUGCAACAUCCGGAAGUUACCGUGGCUUGUUACCCACUUGUGAAAUGUUGUGGUAUUCAUGUAUAAAUUCUACAGAAAGUAGACUAGAAUUUAUGUAGAAAUUCUAUGGAAUCAUUCUACUUAGAUUCUAUAGAUACUCAAAAGAAAACAUGAAAAUUCAUACAAUAAGACUUAUAAAUUGUAACACAAGAGCACAACGUAUUAAAAUUAUAUCUUACACUGUUCAAUUUUAAAAGGAUGUAUAGUUUGUCAAAAGUAUUGUGAGAAAAUGGCUAACGAUCCUUAAUUAUAAUUAACAUUUCUGGAAUUAUAUUUCAUAUGAGCGUUACAGACCUAAAUUAUUUGCCUCAUAUCAAUAUUUAAACAAUUAUUUUCUGAAUAUUGAUUUUAUAAGAAUUAUUCCGUGAUCUUCUCACGAAAAAUUUAACGUAGAAUCCGAAUUGAAAUAAACUAAAGGUUUACCUUACUGUUUUUUUUUAGUUUUUGUUGCAUAAUACGGAAGGAAACUAUAUCGAUAGUAUAAGGGUACGCUGCAGCGUAUUCUUUCCGUUCAUUCGGUCCGACAGGACUGAGGGACAUUUUUCAUUCUCUGUACGGAUAUUCACAGUAUUCGAAAAAGUAAAUAAUUUAUCCUAAUUACUAUUUUUGAUCAAACCCAAAAUUACCAAAGUUAUAUAGCAUUUACAAAAUUUAAAAAAAAACACGAAAAUAAACAUUUUAAGCAAAAGAACUCACCAUAAAACACCAACCAACUAUGAGUCUUGAUGAAACAAAUCUCCCCCCACCCACAUUAAUAGAAGUUUUGUGGGACUGUUGUUGUAACUAAACUCACUAUCCUAGACGCUUUGAGACACUCUUGUAGUGAAUUAUUAGAAGACGAACACGAUGCCAUGGAAAAUUCAAUGGAGAAAGUAUGUGUCACUGAGAUUAGGGAUAUAAUUUAUAAAUUAAAAACAGUUAGACUGCUGUGUAGACCGAAUGUGUAACAUUUUAAUCGUAAAAAUGAAAUCAGAAAUGAGCAACUUCAGUUUUAUAAAAAACGGCAGAAGUUGGAUAACAACAGAUUUUUUGGAAGAAUGUGCAUUUUUUAACGAGACAAUGAAACUACGUCUGUUUUAAUACCAAUGCAUGUUAUAAAUUGUAAUAAUACAUAUUUACUGAAAUGAUAUAC
Molecule: messenger RNA, 4080 nt
Organism: Belonocnema kinseyi
Lineage: Eukaryota; Metazoa; Arthropoda; Insecta; Hymenoptera; Cynipidae
Gene: Sytbeta
Product: synaptotagmin-6
Exons: 9
Biological process (GO): cellular response to calcium ion; regulation of dopamine secretion; calcium-ion regulated exocytosis
Cellular component (GO): membrane
Molecular function (GO): calcium-dependent phospholipid binding; phosphatidylserine binding; clathrin binding
Source: RefSeq, a predicted model, not a curated record